This is a messenger RNA of Gadus macrocephalus (Pacific cod), 9693 nucleotides long. RefSeq names its product mucin-2-like. Gene Ontology annotation, molecular function: protein binding. Gene Ontology annotation, cellular component: extracellular matrix. The record is from RefSeq and is a predicted model, not a curated record. The coding region runs from base 17 to 9550 and encodes 3177 amino acids. The transcript is spliced from 45 exons. Lineage: Eukaryota; Metazoa; Chordata; Actinopteri; Gadiformes; Gadidae.
UCCCAUAGUGGGAAGGAUGACGUGGACUCACUUUUGGUUGUGUUUCCUGGCACUGUCAGUUACCAACAUCGCCAAUGUCGAAGCAAGACAGGCUCUCAACCAUGUCAACAGCAUCUGCAGCACCUGGGGCCGGCACCACUUCAAGACGUUUGACGGGGACGUGUACCAGUUCCCCGGCUUGUGUGGAUACAACCUGGUGUCCGACUGCCACGAGAUGUACAGAGAAUUCUCAGUGCACAUCCAGAAGAGCUUGGUAGACGGCCACCCCACGGUCAACGAGCUGGUUGUCACCAUCAACGACCUUGUGUUCCAUUUGACUAAGAGGGCUGUCUCAUUGAACGGUGAUCUUAUCAACUUGCCGUACUUAAAUGCGGGGAUUCAACUCGAACGGAAUGCGGUUUACACCAAGCUCCAGGCCAAGGUCGGCCUGGUUGUAAUGUGGAAUGGUGAUGAUGCUGUGAUGGUGGAGCUGGAUUCUGAUUAUCAUAACCGCACUUGUGGCCUUUGUGGGGAUUUCAAUGGCGUUCCAGUCUACAAUGAAUUCAUUUACCACGAUCGCAAAAUCAACCCCAUUGAGUUUGGCAAUGGACAGAGAGUCCAUCGACCGAACGAUGAGUGUGAGGACCCCUACGAGGAGGAAGAGCAGGAGCUGGACGCCCAGGACCUAGAAUACCCGGAACUAGAAGACCAGGCGGUUGAGGUCCCCUGCAAGGAAUUUCGCCCAAUAUGCAAAAAGGUGAUCCACUCUGAAGCCUGGAGCUCUUGUGCAUCGCUGGUGGACCCGGCCCCAUACACCCAGGCCUGUGUGCAGGACAUGUGUGGAUGUGGCAAUAGCACCAAUGACUUCUGCGUCUGCAGCACACUGGCAGAGUUCUCCCGCCAGUGUUCCCAUGCCGGGGGUCAGCCGCCCAGCUGGAGGACGCCCCAGUUCUGCGCUAAGAUGUGCCCCUUCAACAUGGUGUAUGAAGAGAGUGGCUCUCCAUGCAUGGCUAGCUGCACGGUCUCAGACAUCAGCUCGCUCUGUGAGGACCACAAAAUGGAUGGCUGCUUUUGUCCUGCGGGAACGGUGUGGGACAACAUUUCACAGAGAGGUUGUGUCAGCCAGACUGAAUGCCAGUGUAAACACGAUAAAAUCUACAACUCCGGGGAAGUUUACCGACAGGAUAGUGAAGAAUGUUUAUGCUAUGAGGGAAGAUGGGACUGUAAGAGUCUUCCCAGUCCGGCUACUUGCGCAGUGGAAGAGGGUUCCCAUGUGACUACUUUUGAUGGGAAAGCCUACAUUUUCCAUGGGGAUUGCGACUACAUACUGGCCGAAAGCAAGAAUGAUACCAGCCCCAAGUUCACCAUCAUGGUACAGCUGGUCCCAUGUGUGAGCCAGGAGUUUGACACUUGUCUGAAGAGUGUGAAGGUCCUACUGAACAAUGACAAAAACAACAAGCUAGCGUUCUCUGCAGAUGGAAAAGUGAGGCACAACAUGCAGAUCAUCAGCUUGCCAUACAACACAGGCGACAUCAACAUAUUCCAGGCAUCGUCCUUCCACAUCCUGCUCCAGACCAGGUUUGGGUUACAGAUUCAGGUCCAGCACGUUCCGCUCCUGCAGGUCUAUGUGACCCUUGAACAGAGCUACAAAACAAAGACACGAGGUUUAUGUGGAAACUAUAACAUGGUGCUGUCCGAUGAUAUGAAGACACCUCAAGGGAUUGUGGAAGGCACUGCAUCCUCUUUUGGGAAUUCCUGGAAGUCUAGCCCUACCUGCCCGGAGAGAGAUGAACGUCUGGAAAGCCCCUGUUCCGUCAGUGUGGAGAACGAGCGAUAUGCUGAACAUUGGUGCUCGAUGUUAACACGUCCAGACGGCCCAUUUACAAACUGUCAUGCAAUGGUCGAUCCAGAACUGUACCACAAGAGAUGCAUCUACGCCACAUGUAACUGUGAGAAAACCGAAGACUGCAUGUGUGCCGUUUUCUCCUCCUACGCACGAGCUUGUGCUUCGAAAGGAGUUUUCCUGAGCGAUUGGAGGGUGAACGUCUGUGAUAAAUACACAAGGGGCUGCCCGGAAAGCCAAAGCUUCUCUUACAAGCUGCAGCGCUGCCAGUGGACAUGCAGGCAGCUGAGCUCAGAGCAGCAGAGCUGCACCUCUGACUUCCUGCCUGUGGACGGCUGCUCCUGCCCUGAGGGGACGUAUCAGGAGGAACACGGUGCCUGUGUGCCCAUGAACAAAUGCCCCUGCUAUCACAAUGGAGUCCACAUAAAGCCAGGCAAAUCAAUAAGCAUCAAAGAGCAACACUGUUUGUGCUCCAAUGGCAAGCUUCACUGUCGUACUUGGAAGACAUCAUCACAAGCCUGUCCGACUCCAAAAGUCUACCUUAACUGUUCGAGCACAGACGUCCGAGAUGUGGGCGUGCAGUGUGCUCGGACAUGUAGAAACACAGAGAGUGAUAGUUGUUACUUAACAGAAUGUGAAUCCGGCUGUCAAUGCCCCAGUGGUCUCCUUGAUGAUGGCAAGGGCUCCUGUGUGAAGGAACAUGAAUGUCCAUGCGAACAUGAUCGCACCCUCUACGCUUCUGGCUCUGAAAUCAAAGAUCAGUGCAACACCUGUACAUGUCGAAAGGGGAAAUGGGAGUGUACGGAGAAGAAAUGCCCAGGGACUUGCAUCAUUUAUGGUAGUGGUCAUUACAGAACCUUUGAUCAGAGAACAUAUGGCUUUCAGGGGCAAUGCGCCUACGUGGCCAUCCAGAACACAUGUGGCAACAAAUCGGUAGAGGACAUUUUCCGGGUUAUUACAGAAAAUAUACCAUGUGGAACUACUGGCACCACCUGCUCCAAAUCUGUCAGGAUUCAGCUGGGGAAUAAAGAAAUUAAAUUAGCAAAGGGAAAAUAUGAAAUAUUGGAUCUGGCGAUGGGCUCUGAGAUCAAGUACACAAUCAGACCUGUUGGGAUGUAUCUGGCUGUAGAAGCUUCACUCGGGAUCACAGUUCUAUGGGACCGCAAAACCACCAUCCGGAUCCUUAUGGAACCACAGCACAGUGCGGGGGUUUGCGGUCUUUGUGGAGACUUUAAUGGAGAUGUCCAGAAUGACUUCACUACCCAGAGUCAGAUGGUAGUGAGCAGCCCCCUUGAGUUUGCAAACAGCUGGAAGGCUUUAAGCUCUUGCCUGGAUGCCGAAGCAAGCGCUGAUUCUUGUGUGCUGCAGCCCCAUCGCCACAACUGGGCCCAGAUACAGUGUAGCAUUAUAAAGAGCGUCACCUUCCACGACUGCCACAAAAAGGUGAAUCCUAUUCCGUUUUAUGAAAACUGUGUAAAAGACUCGUGCGCCUGCGACAGUGGAGGAGACUGCGAGUGCUUCUGCACAGCAGUUGCAGCCUACGCCCAGGCUUGUAAUGAAGUCAGUGUGUGCGUUGCCUGGAGAACCCCGGAAAUAUGCCCCGUAUUUUGUGACUACUACAAUGAAGGGGAAUUAUGUGAGUGGCACUACAAGCCUUGCCAUGAACCUUGUUACGAGACCUGCCGGAAUCCACACGGAUGCAACAAUUCAAUACCAAACCUGGAAGGCUGUUACCCUGUGUGCCCAGAAGAUAAGCCCAUAUUUGAUGAAGAUAAAGGAAUAUGUGUCGAGAGCUGUGAUGGAUGCAUUUACAAUGGAACAUAUUACAAUGACAAUGAUGUCAUUUACAAUGUGACGGACAAUUUAGGAAUGUGCUAUUAUGCUAUUUGCAAAAAUGGAAAAGUGAUAGAGACAAAUGAUCCCUGCACGACAUCAACUACUACACCUAAAACAACUACGACAAGUAGUUCCACGACUGAACCAACCACUACUCCAACAACGGCAUCUACAACAACUGCUCCACCAAGUACACCUGUUGUAACACCAACCACUGUUGUCACGACAUCAACUACUACACCUAAAACAACUACGACAAGUAGUUCCACGACUGAACCAACCACUACUCCAACAACGGCAUCUACAACAACUGCUCCACCAAGUACACCUGUUGUAACACCAACCACUGUUGGCACGACAACUACGACUCCCACACAAGAAACAACCUCAGUUACGACAACUCCAUCCACCACAACUGAAGGAACAACCGGAAUCCCCUCAACGACCCCCUGCGAGGAAGAGUGUGAAUGGACAAAAUGGUUUGAUGUGGACAGCAGUACGGACGGCAGUGACUGGGAAACGUACGAGAACAUUACAAACAGUGGAGAGAAGAUAUGUCAAAAACCAAGGAACAUUACAUGCAGAUCGGAAAGUGUUCCUGAUAAAAGCUUUGAAGACUUUGUCAAGGAAACGGGACAAGUUGUCUCUUGUGAUAUCGACUAUGGUUUGAUAUGCAAAAAGAAGGAUCAGGAUAGCCGACCUUACAAGUGCUUUAACUACCAGAUCAAGGUGGAAUGUUGUGUGCCAUGCACAUCACCUACUACACCUCAAUCGACAAGGAGUACCACGACUGAACCAACCACUACUCCAACAACGACAUCUACAGCAACUGCUCCACAAAGUACACCUGUUGUAACACCAACCACUGUUGUCACGACAUCAACUACUACACCUAAAACAACUACGACAAGUAGUUCCACGACUGAACCAACCACUACUCCAACAACGACAUCUACAACAACUGCUCCACCAAGUACACCUGUUGUAACACCAACCACUGUUGUCACGACAUCAACUACUACACCUAAAACAACUACGACAAGUAGUUCCACGACUGAACCAACCACUACUCCAACAACUACAUCUACAACAACUGCUCCACCAAGUAGACCUGUUGUAACACCAACCACUGUUGUCACGACAUCAACUACUACACCUAAAACAACUACGACAAGUAGUUCCACGACUGAACCAACCACUACUCCAACAACGACAUCUACAACAACUGCUCCACCAAGUACACCUGUUGUAACACCAACCACUGUUGUCACAACAUCAACUACUACACCUAAAACAACUACGACAAGUAGUUCCACGACUGAACCAACCACUACUCCAACAACGACAUCUACAACAACUGCUCCACCAAGUACACCUGUUGUAACACCAACCACUGUUGUCACGACAUCAACUACUACACCUAAAACAACUACGACAAGUAGUUCCACGACUGAACCAACCACUACUCCAACAACGACAUCUACAACAACUGCUCCACCAAGUACACCUGUUGUAACACCAACCACUGUUGUCACGACAUCAACUACUACACCUAAAACAACUACGACAAGUAGUUCCACGACUGAACCAACCACUACUCCAACAACGACAUCUACAACAACUGCUCCACCAAGUACACCUGUUGUAACACCAACCACUGUUGUCACGACAUCAACUACUACACCUAAAACAACUACGACAAGUAGUUCCACGACUGAACCAACCACUACUCCAACAACGACAUCUACAACAACUGCUCCACCAAGUACACCUGUUGUAACACCAACCACUGUUGUCACGACAUCAACUACUACACCUAAAACAACUACGACAAGUAGUUCCACGACUGAACCAACCACUACUCCAACAACGACAUCUACAACAACUGCUCCACCAAGUACACCUGUUGUAACACCAACCACUGUUGUCACGACAUCAACUACUACACCUAAAACAACUACGACAAGUAGUUCCACGACUGAACCAACCACUACUCCAACAACGACAUCUACAACAACUGCUCCACCAAGUACACCUGUUGUAACAUCAACCACUGUUGUCACGACAUCAACUACUACACCUAAAACAACUACGACAAGUAGUUCCACGACUGAACCAACCACUACUCCAACAACGACAUCUACAACAACUGCUCCACCAAGUACACCUGUUGUAACACCAACCACUGUUGUCACGACAUCAACUACUACACCUAAAACAACUACGACAAGUAGUUCCACGACUGAACCAACCACUACUCCAACAACGACAUCUACAACAACUGCUCCACCAAGUACACCUGUUGUAACACCAACCACUGUUGUCACGACAUCAACUACUACACCUAAAACAACUACGACAAGUAGUUCCACGACUGAACCAACCACUACUCCAACAACGACAUCUACAACAACUGCUCCACCAAGUACACCUGUUGUAACACCAACCACUGUUGUCACGACAUCAACUACUACACCUAAAACAACUACGACAAGUAGUUCCACGACUGAACCAACCACUACUCCAACAACGACAUCUACAACAACUGCUCCACCAAGUACACCUGUUGUAACACCAACCACUGUUGUCACGACAUCAACUACUACACCUAAAACAACUACGACAAGUAGUUCCACGACUGAACCAACCACUACUCCAACAACGACAUCUACAACAACUGCUCCACCAAGUACACCUGUUGUAACACCAACCACUGUUGUCACGACAUCAACUACUACACCUAAAACAACUACGACAAGUAGUUCCACGACUGAACCAACCACUACUCCAACAACUACAUCUACAACAACUGCUCCACCAAGUACACCUGUUGUAACACCAACCACUGUUGUCACGACAUCAACUACUACACCUAAAACAACUACGACAAGUAGUUCCACGACUGAACCAACUGCAACCGUAGUAACAACUACAGAGACAACAAGUCCACCUGUUUCAACAACUACUCCACCUACUCCAACGGUCAUCUCAACGACUACAUCCACUACAACACCCGCUGUACCACCCAGUUCAACUGUUGCAACAUCAACCCCCGUUAUCACUUCACCUACUACACCUCUAACUACAAGAGGUACCACAACUGAACCCACCACCUCUCCAACUGUCAUCUCAACAACUACAUCUACAACGACAACUGCACCACCAAGUACAACAAUUGUAACACCAACCCCUGUUGUCACGACAUCACCUACUACACCUCAGACAACUAUGACGAGUAGUUCCGCGACUGAACCAACCACCACUCCAACCGUCAUCACAACACACGAGUCAAUUGUUACUGGCAUUGUAACAACUACCACCGGUCCAACUACGGAGCGGGUUGUAAUCCCUACUGCCUCAAGUACUACUGAAACAACAUACACCGUUGUCCUCAGUACCACCACUGUAAACAUCCCAACUACAACUACAGGAUGUGUCUGUAUUGUUGAUGGCAAGCAUUAUAAACCUGGUGAGACAAUAUACGACAGGAAACAUAUUGGAUCAGGGAUUUGUCUCAGCAUGAUAUGUUCGGCUAUUUGCGAACUUCAAAACCAAACAGAACCUUGCAACUCUACACCCUCAUCAACACCUUCCCCUCCAACAAUCCCACCUCCUCCCACCUGCCCCGAGUGGGAUCUAUUGCAAAACGAGACAUUUGUGCUGUGUGAUUGCAUAAUGGCCAAAUGCAUUGAGAACACAACGAUUGAAAUAGUACCAUAUGUAUGCCCCCCACUGGAAGAAAUCCCCUGUGCCAGUGGAAAGAAACCAGUUCUUAUAGACGAUGAAUACGGAUGCUGCAAGUAUUACACAUGCCCAUGUGAAUGUGAAGGCUGGGGAGACCCACAUUACAUUACGUUUGAUGGCGUCUUCUACAGUUAUCAAGGAAACUGCACAUAUGUCUUAAUGGAAGAGAUCACACCAAAGCAUAAUUUGAAGGUUAUUGUAGACAAUGUGUACUGUGAGGCCGGCGAAGACGUUUCUUGUCCUCGCUCAAUUAUCGUGUCGUAUCGCUCACAAGUAAUCACUCUCAAGAGUCAUAACCUUAUGGGAGCAGCCAAGAUGGAGGUUCUCAGUAGCGGAGUGACUGUAAAAGUGCCUUAUUACCAUCAAGGGAUAAAGGUACUUAGCACUGGAUUGUCCUUGAUCUUGGAGAUCCCUACUCUGCAAGUGGUCAUCACAUUUGGAAUUACAGGAUUUAGUAUAAGCCUGCCACCUCGGGAAUUCGUCAACAACACAAAGGGGCAUUGUGGAACAUGCAACAACAACGAGGCUGAUGAUUGUAUGUUGCCUGGAGGCCAGCUGAUACAGAAUUGUGAAGUAAUGGCUGACUUCUAUCUUGUGGAAGACUUGCACAAGCCAUCCUGCCAUGCUCCAUCCGUAAUACCAACCGAUUCGCCCUUACCCCCACUGCCACUAACCACAUGCAAACCAGACUCUGUGUGUGGAGUUCUUCUGGGCAGUCUAUUCGAAGCAUGCCAUGCCAUCGUCUCACCGGACAAAUUCUACCAGGGUUGCGUCUUCGAUAGCUGCCAUGUCGCCAACCCAGUGGUGCAGUGCACCAGCUUGCAGGUGUACGCUGCCGCCUGUGCACAGGCCGGGGUCUGCCUGUACUGGAGGAAUCACACCUCUCUGUGUCCCAGUAACUGCCCAGCAGACAAAGUCUAUAAACCAUGUGGUCCUGCAGAGCAGCAAACCUGUGAAGACAAACCUGGCGAAACUCAAAUGAACUUUACCACUGAGGGGUGCUUUUGUCCUGAUGGCAUGAAGCUCUUCAACAAGGAGUCAAACAUAUGUGUUGAUAAAUGUGGAUGUUUGGAUUCAGAGGGCGUUCCCCGCGAGUUUAAUGAGACAUUUGAUCAAAACUGCCAAACUUGCAUUUGCGAGGAAUCCACCAAGUCUGUGACAUGCAAGCCCAAAGACUGCCCUGCAAUUCCAACGGAAAGCUGCACCAAACCAGGGUUCAUACUGGUGAAUCAAACCCAGCCAGCAGACAGAUGUUGUCUUCACUAUGUUUGCCAAUGUGACAGCAGCACUUGUCCAGUCGGCAACCUGAGCUGCAAUGUUGGAUACAUACCAGAAGUCUCUGUGCCAACGGGACAUUGUUGCCCGACGCGGCAUUGCUUGCCUAAAGCGGUUUGUGUGCACAAAGAAAUGGAAUACCAGGUCGGUUCCCAAAUCCCAGUUGUCAAGUGUCAGAACUGCACUUGUUCCGGGCAGGUGAUAAAAGAUUCAGGUCUGCGAGAGAUAACCUGUGAGAUGCUGGCAUGUGACCAGAACUGUGGUCUGGGAUACAAGUACGUUUCAGACAAGAGCCUUGAGGAGUGUUGUGGGAGGUGCCUGCAGACCCACUGUGUUGUCGACAGAAACAUAACACAGGAGCUGCUUAAGGAAGGAGAAAAGUGGUCCCCACCGGGGAACAUGUGUGAGUCUUAUACUUGUGUGAAGAUUGGAGAGACGCUCACAACAAUCAUGUCCAACACGGUGUGUCCGCACUUCCAGCAGAGCAACUGUUACCCUGAUACGGUUCAGACGGCUGCAAAUGGCUGCUGUAAGAUCUGCGUGCAGAUGGACAAGGGGUGUAAGCGAGGCUCUAUGAGACAGCGGAUCACGCACAACGGGUGCCAGGCCCGGGAGGACGUUGACAUGCCCUAUUGUGAGGGGUCCUGCAACACCUUCGCCAGGUACGAGGAAAAGGCCGCCGGUUUGGAGCACACGUGCGCGUGCUGCCGGGAGUCGCGCUUCAGCAACCGCACGGUGGAGCUGGAGUGUCUGAACGGAGACCUGGUGCCGUACACCUACGUCCACGUGGAGGAGUGCAGCUGCGGAAAGACCGACUGCGACCGGGCGGCCCGGCUGCCAGCUCGCAAGAGACGGGCCAACAUAGGAGUUUAAAUGAUGGAAACGACCCAAAAGACGCCCACCGUUACGCUCAGGCUAUGCUAAAACCUUUUUUGAUGUUUUUAUUUGAAAGCGAAUCACUUUAAUGUUUGUCAAAAAAUGUCUAAUGCAAAUUAAUAAAUUAACAAUGCAACUUC